CUUGCGUGUGCGUUCAGGGAGAGAGGGCAGAUAGCGAUCAACGAACAGGUUUCAUCUGGAAUAUAAUCAGACGCAAAUGUCCGCAGUGCUUUAAAGGAGGGUAAAUAAUUAUCGUAUGGACUAACUGACUAAGCAUUAAGAGCCACGUGUCACAUGUGCUUCUCAGGACAAAACGGGGCAUCUGCAAGCAGGAUCUGGAGGAGGAUGCUGCGGCAAGUGAUCCACAGAGGGCUCAAAGCUUCUUUCUACUGGUUGGGCUUAUUUGUGAGCAGACACCCGGUGUUUUUUCUCACCGUCCCCGCAGUCUUAACCAUCAUAUUCGGAUCCACUGUCCUGAGCAGGUUCAAGGCAGAGAAAGACCUAGAGAUUUUGGUCGCCCCGACGCACAGCCUCGCAAAAAUAGAACGGAGUCUCGCCAACAGCCUUUUCCCGAUCGACCAGUCUAAAAACAAGCUGUAUUCCGACCUACACACUCCCGGCAGAUAUGGCAGGAUCAUCUUGCACACGAAAUCCAGCGGCAACGUUCUGGAAUUGGCUGACCAUGUCCUUCACGUUCACAAGGAAGUGUUGGAAUUACGUGUGAAUUAUAAAGGUUUCAAUUACACUUUUGCACACCUUUGUGUUAUGAGCCAUCGGGACAAGCGAUGUCUUCUGGAUGAUAUCAUUACAAUACUCGAAGACAUCCGAUUAGCAAUUCUAUCAAAUAGCACACUCUCCAAGGUGCCAUUAAGUUACCCAAAUACAACACUAAAGGAUGGUCGAGUGUCAUUCAUCGGGCACCAGCUUGGCGGCGUGACCGUCUCCAACAGCCGCGACCAGCAGGUGAAGUUUGCCAGAGCCGUACAGAUCACUUACUACCUCCGCAACCACGGACCAGCAGUGCAAGACGUCAUUGCCGAGAAGUGGGAAAACGAAUUUUGCAAACUGAUCCACAGAUUAUCCACUGCGAGUGAAGACCUGACCAUCCAGUCGCUGACGUCAUGCAGCCUCUUGAGAGACUUCCAAAAGACCGGCGUGCUCGCCAAGAGCGAGGUCUUGGUCAGCCUCGUCUUGGUGCUUCUGGCAGCCACCGUCUCCAGCUCCAUGCGAGACUGCCUGAGAGGAAAGCCCUUUCUAGGUCUGCUCGGAGUGUUGACUAUUUGCAUAGCCAACGUGACUGCGGCAGGGAUUUUUUUCAUUUCUGAUGGAAAGUUUAACUCUACACUCAUUGGAAUACCGUUCUUCGCCAUGGGGCACGGCACAAAGGGAGUUUUUGAACUUUUGGCUGGCUGGAGAAGAACCAGGGAGAAUCUCCCCUUCAAGGAGCGUGUCGCAGAUGCGUUCGCCGAUGUCAUGGUCUGCUACACCAUGACGAGUUCCCUCUACAUCAUCACGUUCGGAAUGGGCGCCAGUCCGUUCACCAACAUCGAGUCAGUGAAGAUCUUCUGCCAGAGCAUGUGCGUGGCCAUCCUGGUCAACUACUUCUAUGUGUUCUCCUUUUACGGCUCGUGCUUAGUGUUUGCGGGGCAGCUGGAGCAGAACCGGUACCACAGCGUGUUCUGCUGUAAGAUCCCCUCUGUAGAGUAUCUGGACAGGCAGCCCGCAUGGUUCAAGACGAUGAUGAGCGAUGGCCACGACCUGUCCACGCACCACGACAGCAUACCGUACCAGAACCACUUCAUCCAGCAUUUUUUACGGGAGCACUACACAGAGUGGAUUACCAACACCUACGUGAAACCGUUCGUCGUCAUCCUCUACCUAAUUUAUGCCUCGUUCUCCUUCAUGGGAUGUUUACAAAUCAGUGAUGGAUCUAAUGUUGUCAACCUUCUGGCCAGUAAUUCGCCUAGUGUGUCGUAUGCUCUAACGCAGCAAAAGUAUUUUAGCAAUUACAGCCCAGUAAUAGGAUUCUAUAUUUAUGAGCCCAUAGACUAUUGGAACAAUACGGUUCAGGAACACCUCAAGACUCUGGGGCAUGGAUUCAAUAAGAUCUCUUGGAUUGACAACUACUUUCAUUAUUUGAGAGUGGUGAAUGUAAGUGUGUCAACAAAAAGCGAUUUCAUAAACAUCCUGAAAACAUCUUUCCUCAGAAGUCCAGAGUAUCGGCAUUUCACUGAGGAUAUAAUCUUUUCUAAAAACGGGGACGAGUAUGACAUAAUUGCCUCCAGGAUGUACCUGGUUGCACGUACUACGGAAAAGACGCGUGAGGAAGUCGUGGAGCUGCUGGAGAGACUGCGUCCUCUCUCCCUCAUCAACAGCAUCAAGUUCAUCGUCUUCAACCCCACCUUUGUCUUUAUGGAUCGCUACAGCUCUUCUGUCAUCUCUCCCAUCCUGACAUCGGGUUUCAGUGUUUUAACCAUACUCAUUCUCACUUUUUUCCUGGUUAUCAAUCCACUGGGAAAUUUCUGGUUGAUUUUGACAGUCACCUCUGUGGAAUUGGGAGUACUCGGUCUGAUGACUUUGUGGAAUGUCGACAUGGACAGCAUCUCGAUACUGUGCCUUAUUUACUGUCUGAACUUUUCAAUGGAUCACUGUGCACCCCACCUUUAUACGUUUGUACUUGCCACCGAGCACACAAGGACGCAAUGCAUCAAGAUUUCUUUAGAGGAGCACGGAGCUGCGAUCUUGCAAAACGCCUGUUGUUUUGUAAUUGGAAUGUUGCCCCUGCUGUUUGUGCCUUCCAACUUGACCUACACGCUGUUCAAGUGCUCUCUGCUGACUGCUGGUUGUACAGUGCUACAUUGUUUUGUCAUCUUACCUGUGUUUUUAACGUUUUUCCCCCCCUCGAAAAAGCGACACAAGAAAAAGAAGCGUGCAAAACGGAAAGAGCGUGAGCGGGAAAGGGAAAGAGAAGAAAUGGAAGGCAUUGAAGUCAGGGAGAAUCCCGACCAUGUGACAAAUGUCUGAACGGUUUUCAAGACAGAUGAAUGACAGGGGCCUAUAUCCUUUGCCGAAAGACAUAAAGCCAAAAGCUCCAUAAUGUCCAUGGUUGCUAGAGCUUUUCGGUCAAAGUAAGGCAAAGGCGGCAGUAAUCAUGCAAAAACAGCUAUGCGGAGUACACACUUUGUUUUCCAUUGUGCACUACAUUCUCCACAGCAGUGUGUCAUGCCUAGACACAGCCUAGUUCAUAUAUAAACAUCCUGAAUGUAAUGUUACUAUACUGUUGUCCUUUUGCAAUCUGUUGAAAAGCAAUAUUUACUUUAGUACUUCUUGGUAUU
Messenger RNA from Engraulis encrasicolus (European anchovy), 3194 nucleotides. It is a transcript of the gene ptchd4, whose product is annotated as patched domain containing 4. The transcript has 3 exons. Gene Ontology annotation, cellular component: membrane. The record is from RefSeq and is a predicted model, not a curated record. The coding region runs from base 154 to 2883 and encodes 909 amino acids. Lineage: Eukaryota; Metazoa; Chordata; Actinopteri; Clupeiformes; Engraulidae.